AUGCGCUUCAUUGCGACUCUCGCCGUUGCCGCGGCCUCUUUCGGCCUUGCUGCUGCCGCUCCCGCCUCUGACGACGUCAAGAUUGACCCUCUUCUACGGCUCAUCAAGACUUCCGAGGAUGACGCCGGCACCUGGGUCACCGAGGACGAGAAAUUCGAGAAGUACACCUCCAAAGGCCUUGGUUUCAUCGAUAUCACUGAUAUCACUGAGGAAGAAGUUCUCGCCGCCCUCUCCACUUCCGACGAUGUCCAAGUAUCCAAGCUUGCCGCACGCCAAGGCGUCACCUACCCGACGACCUUGACCCACGUCACUGAGGCCAACUCGCUCAUUACCCGAGUGACCAACACUGGCCCGCAAAGCUGGCUGCAGACCUUGACCAACUUCCAAAAUCGUCACUACCGUUCUACCUAUGGCACCCAGGCUUCCACCUGGCUGUACAACCAGGCUGUUAGCAUCGCCUCUGGUAAUUCGGCUAUCACAGUGACUCGAUUCACCCACUCUUUCAACCAGCCUUCCAUUAUUGUCAAGUAUCCCGGAACCAGCUCCGAUCUCGUCAUUGUCGGUGCUCACCUUGACUCCAUUGCCGGUGGUACCGAAGCCCGAGCUCCUGGUGCCGACGACAACGGUUCAGGUACUGUUGUUGUACUUGAGGCUCUUCGUGUGCUUGUUGCUGCCGGCUUCAAGCCUAAGAACACCCUCGAGUUUCACUUCUACGCAGGCGAAGAGGGUGGUCUUCUCGGCUCCCAGGCUAUCUUCUCCAACUACCGGAGUGCUGGCAAGCGUGUCCUUGGUAUGCUGAACCAGGACAUGACUGGCUACUCCCCUGGUGGACGCGCUACUGUAUACACCGACUACGUUAACUCUGCAUUCACCGCCUAUGUACGCCUCAUUGUCGCUCAGUACACUGGUGCAGCCCCCUCCAGCUCGUCUUGCGGCUACGGUUGCUCAGACCACGCAAGUGCCACGUCGAACGGGUUUCCUUCGGCUUUCGUCAAUGAGGAGCCCUUCAGUACAUCAAACCCCAACAUCCACACUUCAAGAGAUACCUAUGCCAGCAUCCAAUGGAACUCAGUUCUGCGCCACUCCAAGCUCACAGUUGGCUUCUUGGUAGAAGCAUCUUAUCUGGUUGUGGUAUAUAUGAUCACUCAAGGUCUUUCCAAGCCACCCGGGUGCACAUCAUCUCAGUUUGACCUAUUCUCCAUCAUCUUCCCCGGCAAUCCUCGAGAAGAACAGCUGACACUAUGGAACGUCGUUGGUCUCAACGUCCAGAAGGUCAUCGAACCUGAUGCCGACCAGGGCCUUCACCCCGAGAAGUCGCAAACCAAGACCGAUCCCGAGUCCCAGGUCGGUUCCCUGGAGCAUUCAAGUAGUGUCGUCGAUGACGAAGCCUACCCACCACCCACCGCCGAAGAGCGCUCGACGCUGCGCAAGGUCCACGAUUCGAUCCCCCUGGCAUCAUGGUCUCUCUGCUUUGUAGAGAUGGCUGAACGAGCCUCGUUCUACGGCGUCAAGGCAGCCUUCAAUAACUACCUUCAAUUCCCCCUUCCUGAGGGCGGCCCUGGUACUGGCGCCAUCGACCCCAGCAAGCCCAACUCUCAUGCUGGCGCCCUGGGCCUCGGCCUCAGAACAGCUUCAGCUUUGGGUCUGCUUUUCACGUUCCUGGCCUAUGUCAUCCCCAUCUUUGGCGCUUGGAUCGCAGACGUCAAGAUCGGUCGUUACCAGGCUAUUGGAUGGGGUGUUUUCAUUGGUGGUGUUGCACAUGUCAUCAUGAUCGGAGGUGCAGCGCCGGCUCUCCUUCAGGCCGGCAAAGGUGUUGCGCCUUUCCUCGUCAGCUACUUCCUCCUCGCCAUCGGAGCAGGUAUCUUCAAGCCUAACGUGGCACCCACUGUCAUCGAUCAGUACAAGCACCAACGGGAGUACACCAAGGUGCUCAAGUCCGGGGAAAAGGUCCUCGUCGACCCCGAGACUACCAUUAGCCAUAUCAUGCUGAUUUUCUACGCCUUCAUCAACGUCGGCGCCUUCUUCUCCAUUGCUGUUGUCUACAUCGAGAAGUACCACAGCUUCUGGCUAGCUUACCUUAUCCCCGGCAUCGUCUACUUCCUCCUCCCGGUUCUGCUGGCCGCCACGUAUAAGCGCACCGUCAGACUUCCGCCUCAAGGCUCCGACUUGAACCGUUUUGUGAAGAUCACCGUCUCUGCCCUCAAGGCAAGCAAAGGUAACAUCUUUUCAAAAGACUUCUGGUACAAAGUCCAACCUAGCACCAUCUACAGCGAGCGAAGUGUUCGCGUCAGCUACUCUGAGAAAGAUGUCGAUGAUGCUCGACGAACCUGGGGAGCCGUCCAAAUCUUCUUGUACAUUCCCAUCUGGUACUUGAACGACGGUGGCGUUGGAAACGUUCAGAGCAAUCAGGGAGCUGCAAUGACCUCUGAUGGUGCGCCCAACGACUUGCUAAGCCACUUCAACCCCUUGGUCAUCAUCGUCUUCUCUCCUUUCAUGGCCCAGGUUGUGUACCCAUUCCUCAAGCGCAAGGGUAUCAAGUACGGACGCAUUAGUCGUAUGACGACCGGCUUCAUCUUGGCAACUAUUUCCUCCGUCAUCGGUGCCAUCGUUCAGUGGCGCGUGUACGAGACCAGCCCAUGCGGCUACAAUGCCAGUGAUUGUGACGGGGUUUCGCCGCUCUCCAUCUGGUGGCAGAUUCCGAACGUCGCUCUUGGUGCCAUGUCCGAGAUCUUCGUCAACGUCACGGCCUACGAGCUCGCGUACGCCCGCGCUCCUGAACACAUGCGGUCCACUGUCGUCGCUCUGUUCUUAUUCAUGACGGCUUUGAGCAGCGCUCUGGGCCAGAUCUUGCUUCCAUCAAUCGGUGACCCGACUUUGGUGUGGGCCUGGGCUGCUCCCGGAAUUGCUCUUGCCGUCCAGACCGCCGUCUUUUGGUACAGGCACCGCCAUAUCAACGAUGAGGUGUUCAUGACUUACAAGGAGGACUUCCAGAGCAUUAGCUCGGGAGAGAAAACGAGCAUUGAUAAGGGUGAGAAGUAA
Molecule: messenger RNA, 3039 nt
Organism: Colletotrichum karsti
Lineage: Eukaryota; Fungi; Ascomycota; Sordariomycetes; Glomerellales; Glomerellaceae
Product: POT family protein
Exons: 8
Coding region: 1-3039 (1012 amino acids)
Biological process (GO): transmembrane transport
Cellular component (GO): membrane
Molecular function (GO): dipeptide transmembrane transporter activity
Source: RefSeq, a predicted model, not a curated record